AUGAUAUUGAUUCCAUUGAUAGCAGUGUUAGCAAUAUCUGUUGCAAAAUGUAAUAGAUUUGCAAGUGAGAUGUUGUUCUUGUCAAGCUUUAAUUAUUAUAACGCAUACACAGAACCGAUUGGUUUUGUGAGACAACUUGACCUUGUGGCUAACAACUACUUGACAUUAGUUAAAAAAAUUGACAAAGGUUUGGAUAUGGAAUUAAAAGAGGCUUCAUACUACGAUUUAAAAUCCUCAUCAAGUUCAAUUAAUCUACAGGCGGCAGAGGUUAUAAACAAGAUGCAAUCAAGACAGAUAAUUGUAGACUUCCUGCUGUACCAAAUACACUACUGCCACAAAAUGUACUCGACUGCCACUGCCAAAUUCCUGGGACAAAAAAUGGUUCCACUAUACAAGGACCUUAAUUUUGAGAGUAAAAUGAGUCGAAUGAUAAUGUACGAGUGGGUGAACCAAAUGAGCAAGAUGCUCCUUCAGAUAUCUGACAUUUACGAAAAGACGUCCGAAGUCUGGAAAACCCUGAGGGAGGAGAUUAAUACAACGGCCCUCGGAGGGCCGGUUCAGAGGUCUGCAAAUUCAGCCACAGAUGGCGGAAGUGCCCCAACCACGGACAAAACCACUGGUUCUGAUCAAUCUGCGAAUCCCACUGAAACCAAAGACACUAAGCCUGAUGAUUCUGACAAACCCAGCGAAUGA
This is a messenger RNA of Theileria orientalis strain Shintoku, 693 nucleotides long. RefSeq lists its product as hypothetical. The coding region runs from base 1 to 693 and encodes 230 amino acids. Lineage: Eukaryota; Apicomplexa; Aconoidasida; Piroplasmida; Theileriidae. The transcript has a single exon. The record is from RefSeq and is a predicted model, not a curated record.